CCCGCCCUUCAUCCGGCACUGUCGCGCCGCCCGCCAGGCCGCCCGUCGCGAUACACGCACAUCGGACAUGUGCGUUCUAAUUACUUACUAAUUCCUCGUUUGACAAAUAGCUCCUUUGGUGACACAAUAUUUCGUGAUCAGGUGAAAUUUGCGGAUAACAGCUGCUCUGAGGUGUACGAGCGGAGAGAUUGAUUUCCGCGCAAUGUGGACGUACAUCAUUGCAGCGGCACGUCGCGACACUCGUCAAUCUAUAAACACACGUAAACGAAACACCUCGUCUAACACAUUAGACGACCAACCCUACUCAUACCGGGAUGGAAAACCGUUCACGUUAACUUAUUCGGGUCCACCAUAUCCUGGACCCUCCUGUUCUCAUAACCGGACCAAGACUCGUGUCAAACGGCACUAUUCACGAUCAGAAACCUCUGCUUCCCCGAAGACUUUGAGCCCGCUCCAGCUACGGGCUCAAUAUAAACGACACCUAGAAGAAACUGUAGAACCAUUUGACGAGGCGGCCAAUGAAGAUAACACUAGUAGUAACUGGAUGCAGAGACAAUUUUCAAAAGUAACUCGAAAUCUUCGUUAUCGUAUCAGUGGAGAAGGCAACUCCAAAACACCAGAUUGGUUUCUAGAUAAGUUUGCAGCGCAGACAUUCACUGAUCCAGAAGAGCCAUUGUACCAAGCCAAGCGAUCCAAACUAUUAUGUGGACUGAAACUUGCAUUCGACCCUACUCUCCCGGGGCAUUACCAUUGGCUGGCGGUGGUGUCGUUAGCUAUUUUGUACAACAUGGUUUUUGUCAUUGGGCGAGCUGUCUUCUGGGAACUGGAUAAACUAACAGUCCUGUGGUUUGUGCUGGACUACCUCUGUGAUGCUAUUUAUGUGUUUGAUACUAUCGUGCACAUUCAUGAAGGUUACCUUGAACAAGGUCUUAUGGUAAAGGAUCCAAAAAUGCUCAGGAAACAUUAUUUAAAAUCAGUAUCGUGGCGAUACGACUUAAUAUCAUUGUUGCCUACUGACUUAGCCUACUACUGGUGGAUUCCUGGAACUUGUGAUGCUAACUGUUUGCCGUGCCCUGUUAUUGUACGACUCAAUCGACUAUUUCGCCUGCCUCGAAUGUGGGAGUGGUUUGAUCGCACUGAGACUGCCACUAGCUAUCCAAAUGCGUUCAGGAUUUGUAAGGUUGUUAUGGCAAUCCUUGUCCUGAUUCAUUGGAAUGCAUGUUUGUAUUUCGCUAUAAGCUAUGCAAUUGGGUUCGGAACAGACAACUGGGUUUAUAAUAUCACAGGAGCUCGCAAUGAAACAUUAGCACAUCAGUACAUUUACAGUUUCUAUUGGUCCACUCUGACUUUGACCACUAUUGGAGAAACCCCACAGCCAGAAAUUGAUGCCGAAUACUUAUUUGUCGUAGCAGAUUUCUUAGCGGGUGUUUUAAUUUUCGCUACUAUUGUUGGAAAUAUUGGAUCAAUGAUUUCGAACAUGAAUGUUGCUAGAGUGGAGUUUCAAAACAAAAUGGAUGGUGUUAAACAAUAUAUGGCUUUUAGAAAAGUUAGCGGUGAACUGGAAGCCCGAGUGAUUCGUUGGUUCGCUUACACUUGGGCACAAAGUGGAGCAUUAGAUGAAGAAAAUGUGUUAUCGUCUUUGCCUGAUAAGCUUAAAGCGGAAAUCGCAAUACGUGUUCACUUGGAUACGUUGCGUAAAGUGAGAAUAUUUCAAGAUUGCGAACCUGGGUUACUUGAAGCACUAGUGCUUAAACUUAAACUUCAAGUUUUUAGUCCUGGGGAUUAUAUCUGCCGCAAAGGCGAUGUUGGGAAAGAAAUGUAUAUAGUUAAACGUGGCAGACUUCAAGUUGUAGCUGAUGAUGGAAAAACUGUAUUAGCUACUUUGAGCGCUGGCUCUGUCUUUGGAGAAGUGAGUGUUCUCGAAAUAGCCGGUAAUCGGACGGGUAACAGAAGGACGGCUAAUGUGAGAGCUUUGGGCUAUUCAGACUUGUUUUGCUUAGCAAAAAGAGAUCUUUGGGAAGCACUUGCUGACUAUCCAGAUGCCAGAGCAACACUCACUGAACGUGGAUGUCAGUUAUUAAGGAAGGAUGGAUUGCUUGAUGAAGCCGUUUUCGAAAAUGCGCAAACAACUCAACAAAGCAUGGAGGAAACUGUGCAUAAAUUGGAAACUACCGUUGAUAUGUUGAAUAAUCGCUUACAAGGACUUCUUACUGACGUCGGAGAAGAACAAGCUAAAAUAAAACAAAGAAUUAGUAAGAUAGAGCUAAGGUGCGUAUCAUGUCUACAAAAUCACAAUUUAAGGUUUAUGGACACGGAAGAUGAAAAUACUGAUUCUGACGACUUAACAUCGUUGGCAGCGUCCGAUUUGAGGAGUGAUGUUGGUGGUUACAGUGAGCUACCGAUGAUAUCGGCUUACAACACUUCCAUGCAUCUGUUGACUCAUCCUAUGCCCGUGCGUGAACGUGGCCACUCACUAAGUGUUGAGAGAUCAUCUGGCUUGCUGAAUCGAGCUCCGGAGCCACGUAGCAAAUCUCUUCGUUUGAAACGAAUCCACAAAGAUACUUCUAAAUAAACAAACCUAAUUGUAAGUAUCGGUAGAGAAUGUUGAUAAGUUUUUAAGGAAUAGUUAUCAACCAGUGAGGUGAAAUGUCCAAAAUUGUAAAAUGUGAUUAUUUUUGAUACCGCCAGUGGGGUUUAUAUUGUUAUACAUUUUGAUAUAGAAAUCCAAAUCAAGAGGAUUACCCCAAAAUGAUGUGCAGUUCUUCUUAUGUAAUAUUUCUUUAAGAAUGUAAUCACUGCAUUAAUAAUGGUUGUUGUGGAACAAUAUAGAAACUAGUGUCAAUGGAAAGUGGCUUUACAGAUACGUUUCAAAUAUUUGUAAGCACGCACAUUUUUUGUGUUCUAAGAUUAAUUAAAAUGUAUUAUGGUUAUCCGAUUUAUAUUUAUGUAUUAUAGGUACUUACUUAGUACUCGUAAAAUAGAUUUAUGGAAAUAUCACAAUUUAUUCAAAUUAUCGAUUGAGACUUUAAAUAUUUUAGUUCUAAGGGAUGCCAUAUGGAAUAAAAAAAAUCGUUUUAUCAAAUCAUGCAAAUGAUGUUUUGAUAGGUGCCUACUUUUUAAAUAAUUAUACAAGUAGACGACCUAAUGCAUAUUAUAUGUGUCAACACGUUAUAUUGUUGGCAAAUAUUAAGUAUACCUACAUAAAUAUGUAUGUAUCUAUUUACCGAUAAUUUUGUAUAUUAUGUUUUGUUACAGUAGACCGUUGUCGACUGUCUAAAAAUGUUUUAAAAAAAUAAAACAACAAUAAUAUAAAGUUUUAUUGAUUAAUGACACAAAAGCACAAAAAUCGAUGAGUUUCACGUAUACCCGGUAUACCUAUAAAACUUUACUUUUGAUCAAAAUGAACAAGCCACGCAUUUUAUCAUAAAUUUGAUUAACCCAAUCGAGUGCCUCUCGACAGAUAUCAACGUUAUUAGUCUAUAUUUGUGGAUUUGUCAUCGAUUGCUUACGAGCAAUCGAUGAAUAUGUAUCUAGGUAUUCAGUAAAUAAUAACCUUACGUUUUAAUCAAAUAAAUAUGUAACGUUCAGUUCGCAAGCAUUUAUAUUGUGUAGCUGUUGUUAAAUAAGACACCUCUGAUGAUAUUAUAAAAACUUAAUUUUAAUAAAUUGUGUACCAGUAAUUAAUUUAUGUUGAUAUUUCAAGACUCUGUAAGAAUUUGUAGGUUUUUGUAAUUAAAAUAAUAAAGAUAUAAAAAGAGUGUAUCCAAA
Spodoptera frugiperda (fall armyworm) is the source of this 3768-nucleotide messenger RNA. RefSeq names its product cyclic nucleotide-gated cation channel subunit A. Gene Ontology annotation, biological process: monoatomic cation transmembrane transport. Gene Ontology annotation, molecular function: intracellularly cGMP-activated cation channel activity; protein-containing complex binding; intracellularly cAMP-activated cation channel activity. The transcript is spliced from 10 exons. Gene Ontology annotation, cellular component: intracellular cyclic nucleotide activated cation channel complex; plasma membrane. Bases 203 to 2572 code for a protein of 789 amino acids. The record is from RefSeq and is a predicted model, not a curated record. Lineage: Eukaryota; Metazoa; Arthropoda; Insecta; Lepidoptera; Noctuidae.